This is a messenger RNA of Electrophorus electricus (electric eel), 3245 nucleotides long. RefSeq names its product TAF4A RNA polymerase II, TATA box binding protein (TBP)-associated factor (gene taf4). Gene Ontology annotation, cellular component: transcription factor TFIID complex. NCBI's taxonomy places the organism in Eukaryota, Metazoa, Chordata, Actinopteri, Gymnotiformes, Gymnotidae. The record is from RefSeq and is a predicted model, not a curated record. Gene Ontology annotation, molecular function: RNA polymerase II general transcription initiation factor activity; protein heterodimerization activity; DNA binding. Gene Ontology annotation, biological process: DNA-templated transcription; transcription initiation at RNA polymerase II promoter.
AUGGCGGCGGGCUCCGACCUGCUCGCGGAGGAUUCUCUCAUUAAAAGUGUGGGCGAGAAACUUUUUAACGACGCCGUUGGUCGUGUUGGAGACGAGCGUAGAAGAUUUUAUCGCAUUAACUCCGAGCGAAGAGCCAGGGCUCACGAAGUAGAGAUCGGGACGACGACAGCGCAAACUUUUGACGGAGGCAAUGCAAUGGAUUCGCAUGCAGAAAGCGACACGCCAGUGUCGGGUAGCUCGUCCAGUGGAGCCUUCCCUACCGUCCCGGUUAAUAACGGGCCUGGACUGGCGAAAGGACACGCGCAUGUGAGCGGACCUGCAAGUUCAAGCACAGUUAUUCAGACGGCUUUCGGAAAUCCACAGAGCGGCGUGGCGGUGUCGGCGGCGGGGAGCGCACCUACCGUGACAGUUGUCAGGCCAUCUAUGCAAACUGCGAUUAACGGGAAUAAUAAUCCUGUUUUGACGACGGCGACGAAUGUAGCUAAUCAGCCCGAGCCGGCGGUGGCAGGAAUAACUCCGCAGACUUUACUCCUGAGCAACCAGGCUCCCGCCGCCGCGGGUGCAGGGGCGCUCACCAAGUCCGAUCCGCCCAAAACCAUUAUUCAAACCACAGUUCAGACAGCGUCGCCAGGUGACGCCGGUAAAACGGGCAACAUGACUCUCAGUCAGCCACUGCAAAGUUCUCCCGGGGUGGCCAAGGGGACAGUUUUGCAGGGAGUAGCGAGGACUGGCGCUCCGGCGAGCGUCGCAUCCAGCCCGGGGACUGCCAGAGCCAUUGCGCCACAACAGGUGCUGGCUCCUCGUCUUCCCCACGGCACCCCGGGGCAGCCCAACAUACAGAAUAUCCAGCUACCUCCAGGUAUGGUGCUCGUGCGCAGCGAGGCUGGCCAGUUGUUGAUGAUCCCUCAGCAGGUGUUGGCUCAGGUGCAGGCUCAGAUGCAGGCCACACGCUCUACCACACCGGCUAGCUCCGCACCCGGCCAGCUCACCACCCAGGCCCCCAGCACUCCUGUUAUGGUCAGACCCGUACCACACACCAUCAUCAAACAGGCUUCCUCCGCUAGCAGCAGCCCAGCGACCACCACGCUCCAGAGACCUCCUGCGCAGCCACCCUCUGUGGGGUCUGUGCUCACAGUGCAGCCAAGUGCCGCCCAGAGGUUGGUACCGUCCGUCGCGGGAACCGGCGUCACGAGGGUAAGAACGGAGGAGACGAUGGAGAAUGUGAAGAAGUGCAGGAACUUCUUGUCUACUUUGAUAAAACUGGCCACCAGCGCCAAGCAGUCAUCACAAACCGCCGCAAACGUCAAAGACCUGGUCAAGAACUUGCUGGAGGGCACUCUGGAAGCGGAGGACUUCACCAGCAGGCUGUACAAGGAGCUCAACUCCUCUCCUCAGCCGUACCUUGUGCCUUUCCUGAAGAGGAGUCUUCCCGCUCUGAGACAGCUCACCCCGGACUCAAACAGCUUCAUCCUUCAGAGUCAGGGCCUCCAAACCAAGCCUGCCGCCGCCCCACUGGUGGGCACCACGUCUGCCCCUGGCCCCGUCCCUCCAGCUGCUACUGCCCCACCCACCUCCACCGCUCCACGCCCCCUCGUCCCCCCUGCCUCGGUGUUGCAGUCUCUGCAGCAGGGGGCGAUAGUGAAGCCCCCUCAGGUUACCCUGACGACCACUCCCAUGGUAACGCUCAGGGGACAGUCCCACGGUCGCCUCGAUGUGGGACAGCCUCCCGUGCAGCUCAAACAGCUACAGACAGUGGCUCUGAAGGGUUUGGUCAGUGCUCCUGUGGCUCUCACUACGGUGGCUCAGAAAAACAAGUUAAAGGACGCUGCUGGUGGGACCUUUCGGGACGAUGAUGACAUUAACGACGUGGCGUCCAUGGCUGGCGUGAACCUGUCUGAGGAGAGCGCGCGGAUCCUAGCCACCAACUCUGAGCUGGUGGGGGCAGUGACCCGCUCCUGCAAGGACGAAGCCUUCCUGGCAUCAGGCUUGCUACAGCACAAGAUACUGGACAUAGGUAAGCGCUUUGGGGUCACGGAUCUGGGGCCGGAGGUCGUGAAUAUCGUGUCUCAUGCGACUCAGAACAGACUGCAGAACCUUCUGGAGAAGGUUUCGAUCAUCGCCCAGCAGAAGAACAUGACCUAUAAGGAGGACGGGCGCUUCGAGCAGGUGACUGAUGUUCGCGCUCAGCUGAAGUUCUUUGAGCAGCUGGACCAGCUGGAGAAGCAGAGGAAAGAAGAACAGGAGAGGGAAAUCCUUAUGAAGGCAGCAAAGUCUCGGUCACGGCAAGAAGAUCCAGAACAGCUGCGAUUAAAACAAAAGGCCAAAGAGAUGCAGCAGCAGGAGUUAGCUCAAAUAAGACAGAGAGAUGCCAACCUAACGGCGCUGGCUGCCAUUGGUCCCAGAAAAAAAAGGAAAUUGGACUCGGCUGCUUUUGGCACUGAUGCAGAGGGUUCUGGGUCACUGGCGGCAAGCGCGUCCGCGAGUUUGAGUGGUGGAGCGUCGAGGCCGUUCACCCGUCAGCGCAUCACGCGCGUGAACCUCAGGGAUCUGCUCUUCUGCCUGGAGAACGAGAGAGCAAGCAGCCAUUCGCAGCUCCUCUACCGAGCACUGCUCAAAUAGCAACUCGAAUGCAGCGCAGUGCCCAAACAGCAGCUUAAACGCCGAGCGGUGCUCCGAUAAUAGCUUGACGAUGGUGCGGUGCUCGGCUGUCUGCGUUAACUACGGAGCAGUGCUGGACUGCAGGACCGCGAUCAGACUGCAGCACUCGAAGAACAUCUCAAACCGCUGGGUGCAGCUCAAAGGCUCGGGCGGAAGUAAGACCUGCAGCCUGACUCUGCUGCUCCGUCUCCGUCCACCUUGUUGCGCGCUGGUCUCUCCGCUGCCUCUCUGCUCUCGGCGGUCGCCGUUGUUUUUGCGUCUGCCUACCGCUCGUGUCCUCCACGCACUCGCUAACAUUCACACACAUGCUCUUCCCUCUUUUUUUUUUUUUUUUUCUCUGCUUCUCUCAGCUGUCUCUUGUUUGUGUUGUUUUUAAGCUUCCUUCAACUUUGGUUUUACUUUAUUGAAAAUGUUUUUAAAAAUUGCAGUUAUAUAGCAAAUGUUUUUUUUCUGAGGGUGGCUUUGUAAUGUGCAAAUUACCAAUGUAAAAAAAGAUUAUACAAUGAAAUGAAACUGCCCAUUCAUUUUGUAUUUGUGUUUUUAUAAAAAGAGGUUUUAAGAAAUUAAAGUUGUCAAUUUCUAUAAAA